Vespula pensylvanica (western yellowjacket) is the source of this 2535-nucleotide messenger RNA. RefSeq names its product F-box-like/WD repeat-containing protein TBL1XR1 (gene ebi). Gene Ontology annotation, biological process: regulation of transcription by RNA polymerase II. The record is from RefSeq and is a predicted model, not a curated record. The transcript is spliced from 6 exons. The coding region runs from base 957 to 2273 and encodes 438 amino acids. Gene Ontology annotation, molecular function: transcription corepressor activity; protein binding. Lineage: Eukaryota; Metazoa; Arthropoda; Insecta; Hymenoptera; Vespidae. Gene Ontology annotation, cellular component: histone deacetylase complex.
CCGACCGACCGACCGACCGACCGACCGACCGACCGACCGACCGUACGUACGUACGUUCGUUCGUUCGUUCGUUCGUUCGUUCGUCCGUCCGUCUGUCCGUCCGUUCGUUCGUUCGCACGUACGCGCCUCUCAGCCGUUCUAUUCUGUUCUGUUCUGUUCUAUUCUAUUCUUUUCUCGCUUCUUGUGUUCUCGAUCUCCUCAGCGCGUAAAACGCGACAGCGACGUGGACUUUCUCAUUUCUACGCUGCGCUCUCGGUUGCCCGUCGUACCUAGUAGCGUCGUUUGUCGUUGUCGUCGCUCUGUUACUAUUACUACACUACUACUACUACCGCCACCACCACCGUCGUCGCCACCGUUGCUGCUGCUGCUGCUGCUGCUGCUUCUGCUUCUCCUGCUCCUGCUGUUUCCGAUGCUAGUGGUGGUGCUGGUGUUGCUACUCACUGUGCACACGUCAUACGAAACGCGCGUCCGAACGAACGAACGAACGACUUAACUCGACUCGAUUUAAGACUUUGUGCGACUUCUCGGAUAAAAUUUACGCGAGUAAGAGAGAGAGAGAGAGAGAGAGAGAGAGAGAGAGACAGAGACAGAGACAGAGAGAGAGAACGAAAGAAACCAAAAAACAGAGUUCGGAACGAGGACGAUAGCACGACACAUUUACACGCACAGGGAGGGAGAAAAAGAUAGAAGAGAGGGGCAGGGAGGGAGUGAGAAAAAGAGAUCGGUACUUUUCGAUUCGUAUCGUCGUUUCUAUUGGGAGCAUAAGCCACGUCCCGAGUGAAACUUGGUUAGGUUUCGUGCAUUCAGCGUACACUUUUGGUAUAGAAUCGCAUAUAUCGCAGAGUAACAUAAAUGGCGCUCUAGUACCACCAGCUGCACUUCUAUCUAUUCUACAAAAGGGAUUACAAUAUACGGAAGCAGAAAUUUCUAUUGGCGAAGAUGGAACAGAACAGAGAAUGGUUGAGUCUCUGUCUCUCAUCGACGCGGUUAUGCCGGAUGUUGUUGCAUCUAGACAAAAUCAAAUCAAUCAACAGAAACAACAGAUAAAAACGGAAGUUCAAGAUACGAAUAGAGAAGAAGUGGUGACAUCAAAUAAUGGCGUAGGAACAAGCGAUCGAGGUGGUGAUAGAAAUGAAAUGGAAGUGGACGAACAGCAGCAAGGUACAGGGACGGGUGCUAAUGCUAGUGCUGUCGAAAUACCAGCUAGUAAGGCAACCAAAUUAAGAGGGCACGAGUCUGAAGUUUUUAUAUGCGCUUGGAAUCCUACUACCGAUCUUUUGGCCUCUGGUUCUGGAGACAGCACCGCCCGUAUUUGGGAUAUGUCGGACAAUUCUCAGGCUCCAAAUCAAUUGAUUCUCCGCCAUUGCAUCCAAAAAGGUGGCGCAGAAGUACCUAGCAACAAAGAUGUUACUUCAUUGGAUUGGAAGUGCGAUGGUACGUUGCUAGCAACUGGAAGUUACGAUGGAUAUGCGCGCAUUUGGACGACAGAAGGCAGAUUGGCUACUACUUUGGGUCAACACAAAGGUCCAAUUUUCGCAUUGAAGUGGAACAAAUGUGGCAAUUACAUUUUAAGUGCAGGUGUCGAUAAAACAACUAUUAUUUGGGACGCCGAAAGUGGCGAGUGUACUCAGCAAUUCAGUUUUCAUUGUGCACCUGCAUUAGACGUCGAUUGGCAAACUAACACAUCAUUUGCUAGUUGCUCUACGGAUCAAUGUAUUCAUGUAUGCAAACUGAAUGUAGAUAAACCCAUAAAGAGCUUCCAAGGUCAUACGAACGAAGUCAACGCAAUAAAAUGGGAUCCUCAAGGUAAUCUACUAGCUAGUUGUUCGGAUGACAUGAGUUUGAAGAUAUGGUCUAUGAAGCAGGAUACGUGGGUACACGAUCUUCAAGCUCAUAGUAAAGAAAUUUAUACGAUCAAGUGGUCUCCAACUGGUCCAGGGACACACAAUCCGAAUAUGAACUUGACACUUGCUAGUGCAUCAUUCGAUUCUACUGUAAGAUUGUGGGAUGUAGAAAGAGGAGCUUGUAUACAUACGCUCACAAGACAUACAGAACCAGUGUACAGUGUAGCGUUUAGUCCGGAUGGCAAGUUCCUUGCUAGCGGAAGUUUUGACAAAUGUGUUCAUAUUUGGUCUACUCAGAGCGGGUUAUUAGUUCACAGUUACAAAGGUACGGGUGGUAUAUUCGAAGUAUGUUGGAAUAGUAGAGGUGAUAAAGUUGGUGCUUCGGCAUCAGAUGGCAGCGUAUUUGUUCUCGAUCUUCGUAAACUGUGAUUACGAACAUAGUUUAUAUUAUUUUUCUCCAAUUCGUCAUUUCGUUACACUUUUGUAUUACCUUCUCUCUGUAUUUCGCUUAUUCAUACAUACAUAUAUAUAUAUAUAUCUUUUCUUAACGUUUACGUAAAAUUAUUAUUACGUAUGAAAUUAAAUUAUAUCAAAAUUUUAUUGAAAAGUAAUUAUUACGAAAGAAUACCAUUUGUUAAUACCGAAUUGUGUCUCUACAAAGAAACAAAAAAAAAAAAAAAAAAAAAAGAAA